Molecule: messenger RNA, 7947 nt
Organism: Oncorhynchus tshawytscha (Chinook salmon)
Lineage: Eukaryota; Metazoa; Chordata; Actinopteri; Salmoniformes; Salmonidae
Product: kinesin-like protein KIF13B
Exons: 41
Coding region: 237-6527 (2096 amino acids)
Biological process (GO): regulation of protein localization; microtubule-based movement
Cellular component (GO): adherens junction
Molecular function (GO): cell adhesion molecule binding; microtubule binding; ATP binding
Source: RefSeq, a predicted model, not a curated record
CAACUAAAUCCGGUUAAGGUUAGAGGACAGGUUUAGGACUAUGACUUCAGGGAUCUAUACGGGCGGCAUCAGGAAAUGCAACAGGUGGAAAACUAUUCGUUCUCGCAAUGAUCUGUUGUUGUUCUCCGGAAGGAAGGUGCACUUGAAGAGAACGCUGCCUGAAUUGGACGCUCGAGUAAGGGGGAAAAUAAGAACUAGUCGCACGUCCAGCCACAGAAAACCCACAGCCAGGCACCAUGGAUGACAGCUUGAGUAACUCCAAUGUGAAGGUCGCAGUUCGCGUCCGACCAAUGAACAGAAGAGAAAAAGACCUGAAGACCAACUGUGUGGUGGGGAUGGAGGGGAACCAGACAGUGUUGAACCCUGCUAGUCAGAACCUCAGCAAGGGAGACUCCCGGAAUCAGCCUAAGGUCUUUGCUUAUGACCACUGCUUCUGGUCCAUGGACGAGUCUGACACAGACAAGUUUGCAGGUCAAGACGUCGUGUUCCAGUGCCUUGGAGAGAGUCUUCUGGACAAUGCCUUCUUGGGCUAUAACGCCUGUAUCUUCGCCUAUGGACAGACAGGCUCUGGGAAGUCGUACACCAUGAUGGGUUCGUCAGAGCAGCCAGGUCUGAUCCCGCGGCUGUGCAGCUCUCUGUUUGACCGGACUCUACAGGAUCAGAGGGAGGGAGAGAGCUUCACUGUAGAGGUCUCCUUUAUGGAGAUCUACAACGAGAAGGUUCGCGACCUACUGGACCCUAAAGGAAGUCGUCAGGCCCUGCGAGUGAGAGAACACAAGGUGUUCGGGCCGUACGUCGAUGGUCUGUCUCGUCUGGCUGUAGCCUGCUAUAAGGACAUAGAGUGUCUGAUGUCAGAGGGUAACAAGUCUCGUACAGUAGCAGCCACCAAUAUGAACGAGGAGAGCAGCAGGUCCCACGCCGUCUUCAACAUCAUCCUCACACACACUCUAAUGGACCUGGGUUCUGGGACCAGUGGGGAGAAGGUCAGUAAACUGAGUCUGGUGGAUCUGGCUGGCAGUGAGAGAGCUGCUAAGACUGGAGCUACUGGAGAGAGAAUGAAGGAGGGGAGCAACAUCAACAAGUCUCUGAGCACGCUGGGCCUGGUGAUCUCAGCGCUGGCAGACCAAGGAGCAGGGAAGAACAAGACCAAGUUUGUUCCCUACAGAGACUCAGUUCUCACCUGGCUACUCAAGGACAGUCUGGGUGGUAACAGUAGGACAGCCAUGGUGGCCACGGUGAGUCCAGCAGCUGAUAACUAUGACGAGACGUUGUCCACGCUGCGCUACGCUGACCGGGCUAAGAGCAUCGUCAACCACGCCGUAGUCAACGAAGACCCCAACGCACGCAUCAUCAGAGAGCUACGGGAGGAGGUGGAGAAACUACGAGACCAGCUCACUGAGGCUGAGUCUAUGAAGGCUCCAGAUUUGAAGGAGAGGCUGGAGGAGUCCGAGAAACUGAUUCAGGAGAUGACAGUUACCUGGGAACAGAAACUACGGAAGACUGAGGCAGUGGCUCAGGAGCGACAGAAACAGUUGGAGUCUCUAGGUAUCUCUCUCCAGUCGUCUGGCAUCAGAGUGGUAGACGACAAGUGUUUCCUUGUCAACCUCAACGCCGACCCUGCACUCAAUGAGCUGCUGGUCUACUAUCUAAAGGAGCACACGCGUGUUGGCUCAGCUGACUCUCAGGACAUUCAGCUGUGUGGUAUGGCCAUCCACCCUGAACACUGUGUCAUCAACAUCACCGCUGAGACUGGAGUGGUGCUCACGCCACACCGCAGCUCCCGUACGUGUGUGAAUGGCUCUUCAGUCACCAACCCAGUCCAGCUUCACCAUGGAGACCGGAUCUUGUGGGGAAACAACCACUUCUUCAGGAUCAACCUGCCCAGACACCUGGCCCAUGCGGGGGGUGAGGAUGAGGCGGGUGGUGUGAUGAAGAAUUGCCUCAGUACUGACCAGUUGGAAGUGGACUUUGAUACGGUCAGCAAUGUGUCCAGUGAGGUCAGCUUUGGCUACGAGUUCGCCCAGACAGAGGUCAUGAUGAAGGGCAUGGGCAGCGACGACCCCAUGCAGUCUGUCCUCCAGACGUUGGAGCGACAGCACGAGGAGGAGAAGAGGACGGCUCUGGAGCGACAGAGACAGAUGUACGAGCAGGAGCUGCAGCAGCUGAGGAAGCGGCUCCCUCCUGCAGAGAAACACACUCUGCUGCUGCCGAGCCCUGGGCCUGACCUGGAGCCAGCCGGACCCUCAGCAGCAUCGAUCGCAUCAUCACCCUGCGCCCAGACACGCAUGCGGAGAUGGAGCGAGGACAGAGAGGCCAUGAUGACUCGUAGCCUGCGUAGACUGAGGGAGCAGAUCGUCAGAGCUAACCUGCUGGUGCAGGAGGCUGGCUUCAUAGCUGAGGAACUCAACAAGAGGACGGAGUACCUGGUCACACUGCAAAUACCUGCUGCUAACCUCGACGCCAACAGGAAGCGUGAUGCGGUGCUAAGUGAGCCUGCGGUGCAGGUGAGACGUAAGGGGAAAGGGAAACAGAUCUGGGCUCUGGAGAAGAUGGAGAAUAGACUGGUGGACAUGAGAGAACUGUACCAGGAAUGGAAAGACUACGAUGAAGACAACCCUGUAAUGCGUUCCUACUUCAAGCGUGCCGACCCGUUCUUUGACGAGCAGGAGAACCACAGUCUGAUUGGAGUGGCCAACGUGUUUCUGGCCUGUCUCUUCUACGACGUCAAGCUGCAGUACGCUGUACCCAUCAUCAACCAGAAGGGAGAGGUUGCAGGGCGUCUACAUGUGGAGGUGUGGCGAGGGAGCGAGGGGCUGGAGAAAGGAGAGACCAGUCCAGAUGGCGAGACACAGGAACGCAAAAUGGAGUGUGUGGUCAGGAUCCUGCAGGCUACAGGUCUUCCUCGCCACCUGUGUAACUUUGUGUUCUGCCAGUACCAUUUCUGGGGACAGGAUGAGCCUGUCUUCAUUGCCCCGGAGGUGGCGCCCACACCCCCGUCAGCCACCAGCAGAGAUCCCCUCUGCACCGUACUUUUCGACAGUAGCAAGGAGCUGGAGGUGUGUGUGUCUGAGGAGUUUGUGGAGUUUGUGGCGGAGGGGGCAGUGGCCAUCGAGGUGUUUGGACAUAAACAGGUGAACCACCGCAGGAACCUGGCUCUCUGGGAUCUGGGAGUCAUUCAGGCCAAGACACGAACCCUCAGAGAGAGGUGGAGUGAGGUGACUCGUAGGCUGGAUCUCUGGGUUCAGGUGUUGGAGCUGAAUGACGCAGGAGAGUUCACCCCUGUAGAGGUCCUACCACCCAAGGACGUACGCACCGGGGGCAUCUUCCAGCUCAGACAGGGCCAGUCUCGUCGUUUGCAGGUGGAGGUACGGUCUGUACCUGACUCAGGAACCAUGCCCCUCAUCGCCACAAACAUCCUCUCUGUAUCCAUUGGCAACGUGGAGGUACGCGAGAUCUGCCGCUGGGAUGAGGACAUGGACAGCUAUCAGGAAGGUGAUCUGGAGAGGUUGAGGGACCAGUGGCUGACCACUCUCACUAAGAGGCAACAGUACCUGGACCAGCACCUGCAGAAGAUGGUCCAAAAGCCCGAUAAGUCAGAGGAUGACGUGGAGAGGGAGGCCCAGCUGUUAGAGUGGCGUUUGACCCUGACAGAGGAACGUAACGCUGUCCUGUUACCUUCGGCUGGUAGCGGGAUCCCUGGAGCCCCCGCUGAGAGAGAUCCUGUUCCUGGGAUGGAGGCACACAUUCCUGUUCUCUUCCUGGACCUCAGUGCUGAUGAUUUCCAGGAUAACUUAUCUGCUCCACUGGCUGGGGGUCUAGAUGCCAUGCUUAACCAGGAGGAUGAGGAUGCGUUUUUUGACUUGCACAUCGUCAAGCACUACGAUGGAGGAGAGGUUGGUGCAGAGGCGUCGUGGGACUCUACGGUACAUAACUGUCCCCAGCUGAGUCGCAGUGUGUCAGCUGACCUCAGGGUGUACCUGAUCGUCAGGGUCGUAGUUCAGCUCUCUCACCCUGCUAACAUGCACCUGGUCCUCCGAAAACGAAUCUGUGUCAACCUAGCUGGACGACAGGGUUGGGGUCAGAGUCUGUUGAAGAGGAUGUCUCAUCGCAGCACCAUCCCUGGUUGUGGAGUCACCUUCGAGAUCGUCUCCAACAUCCCUGGGCAUGUCCAGGGUCCAGAGGACAGAGAGAUGCUGGCCAGACUCGCAGCCAGUGUUGAUGUUCAGGAUGUCCAGUCAGGGGACAGUGAGGCUGCCAUAGAGAAGUACCUCCACAGUGUCCUGGCUGUAGAGAAUAUACUCACCCUGGACCGACUACGACAGGAAGUAGCAGUAAAGGAGAAGUUGUCUGUCAAGGCCAAGUCUCCCAGUCGUGCUCUCAGCUCUCCUAACGUGAACCGGCUGUCAGGAUCCUGGAGCAGACAGGAUCUGUCCUCCAAUCACAGGCUAGAUGACAACAAGGGCUGGUCAGAGAGUAACCAGGACCUGUCAGUGUUCUCUCCACCGUCCAACUCCAGACGCACCCUGCCUAGCUCCGCUCCGCCUUUGGCCCAGAACAUCCACCCUGAGACGAGUCUCUCACGGUAUGCUCCUGCUACCUCUUAUUUCUCCCCAGUCAAGGCUCUGGUUCCUCCUGUCCCUAAACUGCUAAAGUCCCUGUUUCCAACCAGGGAGGAGAAGAGAGACCUGACCCAUGUCCCACAGCAGCCUCUCCCACAGAGCCUACCUCGCAUUGUAGUGCAGUCCGCAAGUGUUGAAGAGGACUUGGAUACAAAACUUAGUCGUCACUUGGUUCCCAUUGGGGAAAUCGUCCCCACAAAGUGCCAAUCAGAGGCUGGGAAAACCAUGCCCCUCCCACCGGCUAUCAUCCCUCCACUCAUCCCGGAGAUAGAAGACCCCUUCCCCAGUCCGGUCAGCGAGGCAUCCAGUGGCUACAUGUCCACCAGCGUCUCCACGGCAACCCUGUCAGAGGCUUACCUGAUUUGUGGGGACCUCGGUCUGUCAACCAAUCUCAAUCCAGAUGGCUUUGAGGUGACGCACAGGUCGUUCGAGUCCGACAUUGGUCGGUGUCUUCAUCAGGAGUCUAACAUGGCCGACCAGGAGGAAGAGAGGGCCACUGCUUCUGACCUGGAGGCUUCAGAGAAACAGAGGACUGAUACUGGUUCUCCCCAGGCAGACAGGACUGAUAUUGAUACACUACGAGCAGACUCUUCUCUCCCAUUGGAACCACAUGGAACCUCCGCAGAACCUCUUCGCAUAUCAAAACCCUAUAAAUCCUCAGGAGAACCUGAAGAUAUGACUCCACCAGAGUCACUGACACACAAGUUUACACAAGAAUACUACAGACUACUACCGUGUGAAGAAUCAAUCCAACCAGAGUCACUGACACCGUCUACACAAGAACAGUCUGUAGUAUCUAAUGAGUCUGAACCACCAGUCCAGCCAGUCAAGUCUGUACAAGAACAACUGAGACAGUCUUCACCAGACAAGUCAACAGAAAAACUGUCUGUAGAAUUAGACCAGUCAGAACCACCAGUCCACAUAAAAGACCCAGUCCAGUUAGAAGAACCACCAGUGGAGCCAAAGCCACCUCGGGAACAGCGUGAGGCAACAGCUGAGUCAGCACCUCUAGACCAUCUAGCACCUCUAGACCAGCUAGCACCUCUAGACCAGCUAGCACCUCUAGACCAGCUAGCGCCUCUAGACCAGCUAGCACCGGCAGACCAGCUAGCACCGGCAGACCAGCCUGAACCUGCACUUACCCCUGUAAAGUCUCUGAUUGUCGAGCUUGCACCUAGCCAGCCAGCCGAAGCUCCAGCCCUAGCUCCAACCCUAGCCCUAGCCCCAACCCUGGCUUCAGCUCGAAUCACGGCCGUAACUCCUGCUCCUGUCCCACCCAAAGCCCCUCUCCUAACCACUGUCCCAACCCUUCUUCCAGCACUAGUUGUCAAACCUCCCAGUAGCUCGGCAGCAAACCCAUUCAAGAUUCAGAAAGUGAAGACAUCUGAUCUGAAGUCCUUCCAUCCUAUCGUAAAUGAGAAUGAGAGCCAGGCCAGGAACAGUGGUCUUGGUGCUGAUCUCUCUCUUCCUCUGGAUAUCCUCUCUGACUCAGACGAAGGAGUCACUGACACAGCCACAGAGGUGCCUGACUGGCUGAAGGAGGGGGAGUUUGUGACUGUAGGAACGAAUAAAAGUGGCACUGUGCGCUACGUGGGACCUACGGAUUUCGCAGACGGAACCUGGGUUGGAGUGGAGCUGGACUUACCUGCGGGGAAGAACGACGGGUCUGUGGGUGGAAAGCACUACUUCCACUGUAACCCUGGUUACGGGGUGUUGGUGCGUCCUGAUAGGGUGAGCCGUGGAGGAGUCGGGGGCGGGGCUAAGGAGAAGCGGCGACAGCAGCAGAAGCGUCGCAGUGCUAACCUAUCAGGGUCCAGCCCUAACCUGGCUGCCCUCACUGCCCUGGCCAAGGGAGAGGGGACUGGGGCCAGUCGCAAAGGAGACAACCGUAAAUCCUGGAACAGCUGAGAGGAGAGUGUAGCAAGGUUGGGGUCAAUUUCAUUUCAAUUCAGUCAAUUCAAGAAGGAAACUGAAGUUACAAUUUAAAUUUCCCCUGAACACAUCUCUAGAGAUGCAUUGAGGAAAAUUUAAAUUCGAAUUUCAGUUUACUUUCCGAAUUGCUGGAAUUGAAACGAGAUUGACCCCAACCUGGUGGGUACUAGACACGACGCAACGCCACAACCAACUAGUAGAGGUGCAACCCGAAAACCACAGCAACAUAUCAAGACAUAAGAGGUGCACCGUUUUGUCGUUUUAAAUGUUCAGUCACCGAUGAACAGGUGGAGGAGAGGCCCAGUUCAUGGUGCUGGCUGCAUCAAGGAGUAGGAUUAAGUUACCCCCUAGUCACUGAUCUUGGGUCAGUUUGACUUUUUCCCCACUCAUGGAUAAGGUUAGUAUUGGGGGGAGGGGAUUACGAACAAAAGAUUGAACAACUUUUGGCCAAGGUAUCCAUGGAAUAAGUUUAACAUGUUCAAUACAAUACAAGGUAAUAGUAGUAAUUUAUGUUCUUAACCCUGGAGGCUCCCUGGAGGCUCACAGGAAUAUUGGUAUCCACAGUACUCCACCAAUUAUCUUUUCUUUUUUCUUUUCUUUUUUACAUAAAUGCACUGUGAUUCAAGUUCUAAAAUGGCAAAGUCUUUGCCUCAUGGCAAAAUGUGCAGAAUUCCAGGAUGAUAGUUUUAAAACUGCAACGUUUUCUCUCCGAUGCCAAGAGGCGGGCCUUUUUAAAUGUUCUUUCUCCGGGCCCUCGACUUGUUUCGUUCAGCCUUGCACUGCAGGCGGCAUAGUAAAACGCCUUGUAGGCUGUUUUUAACACACUGUAGAUGUCUUCUGAUUAUGAGCGGGUCCUUGUUGAAUUUUCUAUCACAAAAGGGGUCCCAGGCCCCAAACAGUUUGAGAACCCCUGACCAAGGGGAAACUUCACCUCCAGAGCUUUCUUUCAUAUCAUCUGAAUGUAUUUUUUUGGUCUGAUUGGGUCUCUCAGGUUCUCAAAUAACAUGUGCCAUAUUGUAUUUACCAGGGUUGCGAUCAAUUCCAUUUCAAUUCAGGAAAUACACAAAUUCCAAUUCUAUUCAAUGCUUUUCAAUUAGGAAUUAGGUUUACUUUCUGAAUUGACUGAAAUUGAAAUGGAAUUUGCCCCAACCCUGGUUAUUACAACAGGUUAUUACAACAGGUUAUUACAACAGGUUAUUACAACAGUGUGGCAGAACAAUGUCUUAUGAUGAUCUGUUUUUAGCUAACAGGAAAUAUUCUGUGUAUUAACUUUACUUCAACUGUUUGAUUGGAUCAUUUUAUAUUUGGAUGUUAUGUUAUAAGGUUUUGGGAUAGUGUGGGACAGGUAGAAUGCAACCUGGUAUGUGUUUUAUGUAUACUGAACAAAAAUAUAACG